Molecule: messenger RNA, 1287 nt
Organism: Pyricularia oryzae 70-15
Lineage: Eukaryota; Fungi; Ascomycota; Sordariomycetes; Magnaporthales; Pyriculariaceae
Exons: 3
Coding region: 1-1287 (428 amino acids)
Biological process (GO): transmembrane transport
Cellular component (GO): fungal-type vacuole membrane
Molecular function (GO): transmembrane transporter activity
Source: RefSeq, a predicted model, not a curated record
AUGGACGAGAAGCCCAAUGAAGAAGAACUUCCAAACGAAGGCGUGAACGAAAAGUCCAGCCAAGAUCAGCUUUUGAAACCCAGCCAAGAAUUCCCGGAAGGAGGAACACGGGCAUGGCUGGUGGUUUUCGGUUGCUGGCUAGCUCUUUUCGCAGCCUCGGGCAUUAUGAACAGUGUGGGUGUGUUUACUACCUACAUAGGGUCGCAUCAGCUGUCGAAUUAUGACAAAAGCACUGUUGGGUGGAUAUUUUCCGUCUACGUCUUUUUGAGUUUUGCUUGUGGCCUAUAUGUUGGACCUAUAUUCGACAAGUAUGGCCCCAGGUAUCUUAUCCUUGUGGGAUCCGCUUGUCAUGUUGCAAGUAUGAUGCUUUUAAGCAUUUGUACCACGUACUGGCACUUUAUGCUCGCAUUUGGCAUUUUGAACGGCGUUGGAUCCUCUCUCCUGUUCAAUUCGUCAAUUGUCUCGGUGGGCCAUUGGUUUCUUCGGCGCCGUGCUCUAGCUACUGCCAUCGCCACGAGCGGCGGCGUGUUCGGGGGCAUCGCGUUCCCUCUCAGCUUCAACCCGCUAAUCGCCUCGAUUGGAUGGCCGUGGACUAUCCGCUGUUUUGGGUUCAUCAGCCUUUUUUGCUGCGUCUCGUCCCUGCCACUGAUCGCAGGGCGCCUUGAACCUCGCAAGGAUGCAAAAUGGACCCCCGACCUUGGAAUCCUCAAAGACCCGGCUUUUGCUCUGACGACAGUGGGUGCCUUUUUGGCAUUCUUUGCAGGCUUCAUACCUCUAGCAUAUAUCCCCGCCUACAUGUUGAAGCAGGGACUCGGCGCCGACUUUAGCUUCCAAAUCUUGCCCGUCAUUAAUGCCGCCAGCGGGGUCGGGCGUGUCGCGGCCGGGUGGUGGGGGGAUCACAUUGGAGUUUUCAACUCCAAUCUAAUCACUAUUCUGGCCUGCAGCGUAUCUUCUUUUGCCAUUUGGCUGCCUGCUGGAUCGACAAAGGCGGGUAUUGUGUCGUUUGUUAUCAUAUUCGGAUUGGCAAGCGGUAAUACGACGAGCAUCACCCCCGUUUGCAUUGGGAAGUUAUGCGACACGCAGUUCUACGGGCGUUAUUACGCGACGGCAUACACCAUUGGCAGUCUCGGAAGCUUGAUCGGGAUCCCCGUUAGCGGAGCAGUUAUAGAAGCCACAGGGGGCGACUACUGGGGGGUUAUAGUGUUGGCCGGUAUCCUGUACGCUUUGUCUUUUUUUUUGGUAUGCCUUCCAUUGAGACUUGACACGAUUACCACGGAAUCCAUCUGA